CCUGCCAUCUUGGCUGCUUCCGCGGGAGCCGCCAAACAAACGCCGAAGGUGCCCGAAGCCCAUCGGCCGCCGCGGGGCGGAGGGGUCGAUGGUGGCGCCGGGGAGGGCUGGCAGGGAGGCUGAGCUCUGCAGGAGCCGACGGACGGAGGAACGAUGCCGGUGGUGUGGCCAACACUUCUGGACCUCAGCAGGGAUGAAUGCAAAAGGGUCCUCCGUAAAUUGGAACUGGAAGCCUACGCCGGAGUGAUCAGUGCCUUGAGGGCCCAGGGAGACCUGACCAAGGAGAAGCGGGACCUUCUGGGGGAACUUUCUAGAGUGCUGAGCAUUUCGACGGAAAGACACCGGGCGGAAGUUCGGAGGGCUGUCAACGAUGAACGCCUGACAACCAUCGCACAUAACAUGUCCGGGCCUAACAGCUCUUCGGAGUGGUCCAUCGAAGGCCGCCGGCUGGUUCCUCUGAUGCCCCGGUUGGUUCCACAAACGGCCUUCACCGUCACGGCCAACGCGGUGGCCAAUGCCGCUCUCCAGCAUAACGCCUCUCUCCCUUCCCCUGCGGAAACGGGAAGCAAAGAAGUCGUGGUUUGUUACUCCUACACAACUACCACCUCUACGCCGACGUCCACUCCCGUACCGAGCGGUAGCAUCGCAACGGUUAAAUCCCCCAGACCUGCCAGCCCGGCUUCCAACGUUGUCGUUCUCCCAAGCGGAAGUGCUGUUUACGUUAAAAGCGUCAGUUGUUCGGACGAGGACGAGAAGCCCCGCAAGAGACGCCGCACCAACUCCUCCAGCUCCUCCCCGGUGCUCCUAAAAGAGGUCCCCAAAGCCAUCCCGCCGGUCACCAAGACCAUCACGGUGCCCGUGGGGGGCAGCCCCAAGAUGAGCAGCAUCAUGCAAAGCAUCGCCAACUCCCUGCCGCCCCACAUGUCUCCCGUGAAGAUCACCUUCACCAAGCCCUCCUCCACUCAGACCACCAACACCAACACCCAGAAGGUCAUCAUCGUGACCACCUCACCCAGCUCCACGUUCGUCCCCAACAUCCUCUCCAAAUCCCACAACUACGCAGCCGUCACCAAACUCGUCCCGACGUCGGUGAUAGCGUCCACCCCGAAGCAGCCCGUGGUCAUUACGGCUUCCCAGUCCUCCCUGCUUAACCACAGCACCAGCCCCACCACAACCAGCCUCGCCGCAGGGAGCUGUUCCACGCCUUCUUCCACGCCCAGCACCGUUGCGGUGACCACCGUGGUGUCCUCCACGCCCUCCGUGGUUAUGUCGACGGUGGCGCAGGGGGUCUGCACCUCAGCGAUUAAGGUGGCCGCUGCCCCUACCAUCUCCGAAAAGCCUGAUGGGACGCCCAGCCAGAUCCUCGCCCAGUUCCCGCAGCAGCUGACUUCCGCUUCACCGGCCGCCCCGCCUCCCCCCCAGGCGCCCCCAGCACCCCAGCAGUCCCCUCUGACCCCCCACAUUAAGCCCACCAUCCAGAUCAAGCAAGAAUCAGGUGUCAAAAUCAUCACCCAGCAGGUGCAGCCCAGCAAAAUCCUUCCCAAGCCCGUCACGGCGACAUUGCCCAGCAGUAGCAACUCUCCCAUCAUGGUGGUGAGCAGCAAUGGGACCAUCAUGACCACCAAGCUGGUCACGGCUCCCGCCGGGACUCAAGCGACUUACACCCGUCCGACUGUGAGCCCUUCUAUCGGGGCACGGGUGACGGGCACGCCUGGCGCAGCCACCUACGUGAAAACCACUAGCGGUAGCAUCAUCACAGUCGUCCCGAAAUCGCUCGCCACGCUGGGAGGCAAGAUCAUCAGCAGCAACCUUGUGUCUGGUAACUCCUUGAUGAAGACGUAUUUUCAGCAAAAAGGAACGACCACCAAGAUCACCACAAUCCCGGUGACAUCGAAGCCCAAUGUCAUCGUCGUGCAGAAAACCGCGGGAAAAGGCACCACCAUCCAAGGACUUCCGGGGAAAAAUGUGGUCACGACGUUGCUGAACGCGGGGGGAGAGAAAACGAUUCAAGGUGUCCCGGCUGGUGCCAAACCAGCUAUCAUCACUGCCACCCGGCCCAUUACGAAAAUGAUCGUCACACAGCCAAAAGGGAUUGGCUGCGUCCAGCCAGCGACCAAAAUUAUCCCCACCAAAAUUGUAUACGGACAGCAAGGGAAAACUCAGGUCCUCAUCAAACCCAAGCCAGUGACCUUCCAGGCCACGGUGGUUAGCGAGCAGGCGAGGCAGCUGGUGACGGAGACCCUCCAACAGGCCUCCCGCGUGGUGGAGACCAGCAACGCUUUCCUGCCAGAGGUGAAGGAAGAGCCCCUGGUGUAUACUGACAGCAGCUCCUCCUCGGUGGAGUCCAUCCAAAGUUCCCAAGAUUCCCACCCGUGGUCCACGUCAAUCGCUUCCCGGAGCCAGGAUUGGUCGAACAUGAAAUCUCCGUGGAUUCCAGUCCCCACCAUCAUCUACCAGAUGUCUCUGGGCGAAGCUCAGUCGGCGACAUCGACCAUUAAAGCCUUGGUGGAGCUCCAGCAGACGACCGUCAAAGAGAAGUUGGAAACUAAGCCUCGUCAGCCACCAUUGACCUCAGCCAAAUGCCGUCCCGAUCCAGAUGCCCAGGAAAAGCAGCAUUCUCCCGAAAGUCCCUCAAUUGCCGUGGUGGAAUCUGAGCUUCUGGCAGAAUACAUCACCACGGACUCUGGAAGGCUUCACUGUGUUUCCUUCGCAUGCAGAGGAGUAUCUUCAGAACCACAUUGGAGUCACCGGUCACAGUCCCACCAGCCAUCCUCCGAGCCCCACCGGACCUUGCUUCAACACGUGGCCCAAUCCCAGACAGCGACGCAAACCUCGGUCGUGGUGAAAUCCAUCCCCACCUCUUCCGCUGGCGCCAUCACGCACAUCAUGCAGCAGGCCUUGAGCAGCCACACGGCUUUCACCAAACACAGCGAACAGCUGGGCACCGAGGAAGGGGAAGUAGAAGACACCUUGGACCCUCAAACCGGGCUCUUCUACCGGUCGGCUUUGACCCAGGUGCAAAAGCAGCAGAAGCUGAGCCAGGCCCAACUGGAGCAAACUCAGCUCCAAGUCAAGACCUUGCAGUGCUUCCAAGCCAAGCAGAAGCAGACCAUCCACCUCCAGGCGGAGCACCUGGCCGCCAAGCUGCCCCAGCUGCCCCAGCUCUCCAUCCGACACCAGAAACUCGCUCCCCUCCAGCAGGAUCCGGGUGCCGCCAAACUGGACCUCCAGCAGGCCGGCGCCCCUUCCGUCACCCGUGAGAGGCAGCUGCCCACCUUGGUCGCCCAACCCCAACAGACUGUGGUUCAGGUGCUGGCGGUGAAGACCACCCAGCAGCUGCCCAAGCUUCAGCAGGCCCCCACGGCGCAGAAGAUCUACGUCCAGCCCCAGAGCCAGCUGCAGCUCCCUGCCGCUCCCGAGAAGGCGCCCACAAGCCAGGUCCACCAGCCCAUCAUCACCCAAGGAUCGUCUGUUACAAAGAUCACCUUCGAAGGUCAUCAGCCCCCCACGGUCUCCAAGGUGACCCCACCCCUCCCCACCCUGUUUCCUGGGCAGUUGGCCGCCAAGACGGCAGUGGCGGACAUUUUGAAGAUGUCCAUGAUGGAGGCCCAGAUCGAGCCCAGCGCCGGAGGCGAUGCGGCGCGCAAGGCCUGCCCCCCUGCCCACCCUCCGGGCGAAGCGGAGUCGACCCCCACCUCCGUGCUGAAGGCGGCCCUGGGAGGGGUGCCCCCAAUGGGAACGGCUUCCGUCUUGCAGCAGGUGAAAACCUUGGACUCGAAUUCGAGCCCUCCUGGCAUGGGGCUGCCUCUCCAGGAGAGGAAGCUGAACCCCCCGGCUCCCCCCACCGCCAGCCAAUUCAUCCGUAUCCAGAAUGUCGCUGCCCCCAAAGCUGAGGAACUGGCGGCCGAAAUCCUCAUCCAGACAAUCCCGCAGUAUUCGGUGGCCUGCCAUUCCACCUCCAACGUGGUGGUCGAGCCCAGCGGUCUUCUGGAGAUGAACAACUUCACCAGUCAACGCCUUGACGAGGAAGACACCGUCAUGGAGCAGGAUAUGGACAGCAGCAACGAAGACGGGACGGAGCCCAGCCCGACGCAGAGUUCGGGACAGACCUAGCGCGAUUCGGGAAGUUGCGAUGCACUUUAAGGCAACCGCCGAAGGCCCGCCUGGCUGUUGGUUUUCCGGAAAGCUCUUAUCUCAGUCGUAAGAAGCACUUUGUAUGUCCGAGGUCUUCGAGCAGGCUGACGUCCAGCCUCGUUCACGGCAACAGUAUUGGGGAGACCAGGGUUGCAAAACGGUUUGGGCGAGCGAGGCCCCCCACGUCCGCCCUGUGGCAACCCGGCGACAGUAGAAUGUAUUUUCAUUGAAGGCAAGAGAGCAAAAAGGACACGCAGUGAUUUUUUUAUUAUAUUAUUAUUAUUAUUAUUAUUUUUCCCAUGAUGGUAUAUUGAAGUUUCGUUUGCUACGAUAUCCUGGAUUUUCUAUUGGAAUAUUGUGGUGGUUUUUUAUUUUUAAAGAAAAAAGAAAACUGCAACAGCCACCAAACUAACCUUCUCUUAUUCUCUCCCGAAGCCACGAACCAGAGUUUGCCGGUGAACGCGUUUUCAUCAAAAAGAAUGAUUUUGUUUUUAAAGGUAUCACUUGUUUCUCUUAAAAUUGAUCAUAGGGAACGUUCAGACAUGCUGUUUUACGCAGGGAGGGAGAAGCAGAGAAAGAGGCUGCUUCUCACCUUUUUUAUUUCCAAGUAAAUUUUGAAGUAUUAGCUUUUAAAACAAAACGGAAGUCAGUUUCAAAAUAUUAUCCUUUGAAACGAAACGGAAGUCAAUUUCAAAAUAUCCUUUAAAACAAAACUAAAGUCUAAUUCAAAAUAUUAGCUUUUAAAACAAAACGGAAGUCAAUUUCAAAAUAUUAUCCUUUGAAACGAAACGGAAGUCAAUUUCAAAAUAUCCUUUAAAACAAAACGAAAGUUAAUUUCAAAAUAUCCUUUAAAACAAAACGAAAGUUAAUUUCAAAAUAUCCUUUAAAACAAAACGAAAGUCAAUUUCAAAAUAUUAUGCUUUGAAACGAAACGAAAGUUAAUUUCAAAAUAUCCUUUAAAACAAAACGAAAGUCAAUUUCAAAAUAUUAUGCUUUGAAACAAAACGGAAGUCAAUUUCAAAAUAUUAUGCUUUGAAACAAAACGGAAGUCAAUUUCGAAAUAUCCUUUAAAACAAAACCGAAGUCAAUUUCAAAAUGUUAGC
This is a messenger RNA of Thamnophis elegans (Western terrestrial garter snake), 5237 nucleotides long. RefSeq names its product EMSY transcriptional repressor, BRCA2 interacting (gene EMSY). NCBI's taxonomy places the organism in Eukaryota, Metazoa, Chordata, Lepidosauria, Squamata, Natricidae. Gene Ontology annotation, cellular component: nucleoplasm. Gene Ontology annotation, biological process: regulation of DNA-templated transcription. The record is from RefSeq and is a predicted model, not a curated record.